Messenger RNA from Rhipicephalus microplus (southern cattle tick), 1438 nucleotides. RefSeq names its product transmembrane protease serine 9. NCBI's taxonomy places the organism in Eukaryota, Metazoa, Arthropoda, Arachnida, Ixodida, Ixodidae. Gene Ontology annotation, biological process: proteolysis. Gene Ontology annotation, molecular function: serine-type endopeptidase activity. The record is from RefSeq and is a predicted model, not a curated record.
UCGAAACAAGCCAGUGGUAGAAUGGGAAAUGGCACCGGCUAAGGUUGUGCUCUGUUAGAGACUUGACUCCGUUAGUGUGAUAAAAGGAGCUUACGAACAGCACUUAUAAAAGCCAUAAAGCAAACGAGCCAUGAGUCCUGAAUCUGGGUUCAAGCUACUUUCCUGUUCCGUUCAAGGCUUUUUCAAGAGGUUCGCUGCUGUCGCCGUCGCCGUCGCUCUCCUUCAGCCCUCACCAGUACGGUGUGACUUGGACCUGGCCGAGUACUGGCCCGAUAAGUGUCAGACCACGGCACAGGAAGGCCACACUCCAGGCAUGUGCGUGCCCGCUGCCUGGUGCCCAUCCUUGGAGGGCGCGGCCCGUCGCGAUGACCUACCUUCCUCCUGUCGCGUCCGCGACGGCUUGCCGCUGAAAUGCUGCCCGACAGAAGACGUUGUGAAACCGGCACCGUCAAACGUAGGCUGUGGUACCAUAGUCAACGAUCCUGGAGGUCUCCGUGACAGACAAGUUAAGGAAGGCUUUACGCCCGCAAGCUCGCCGUGGCCUUGGAUGGUAGCCAUAUACAAAGGCGACCAGUUCAUUUGCGGCGGCUCUCUCUUGGACGACAACACUGUGCUGACGGCGGCCCAGUGUUUCUAUAACAUGAAGGACACUGACAUCGGAAACUACAAGGUGCGACUUCGCAUUUCGGAGCUGAAUGAGACGGCGAGCCCGCACGUCGCCAAUCUUCCCGUCCUCCGGAUCCUUCCGCAUGAAGACUACAGGGUGCGCCGCUUCUACAACGACAUCGCACUCGUCAAGACUGCCAGCAAGGUCGGUUACAGUAGCCACAUCCGGCCGGUGUGCCUGCCGCAGCCGUACUUUGAGCUCAGUGGACCGGUCACCGUGCUCGGCUGGGGACAGUCUGUUUUUGGAGGAGGGAAGCUCUCGGCUCAGUUACAGGAGCGUCACGCGUCGGUCAUCAGCAACAAGGAGUGCGAGGAGAUCUUUGGACAAGUGGCAAGCUUCUCGGCCACCGCAACCAUCACUCAGAGCAUCGUGUGCGCACUCAACGAAACGGGCGUCGAUUCAUGCCAGGGCGACGCUGGCGGACCCAUGCUGGCUCGGGGCCCCGACUUUCGCUGGUACGUCGUGGGCCUGGUGUCUUUCGGCAUCGGCUGCGGCGGCCGUUAUCCAGGAGGAUACACGCGCGUCACAGCGUUCCUCGACUGGAUCGCGCGAAACAGGCACUGAACAUGCGUGGUGGGACGAUAUAGGCCGAAUAGCCGCUGGAUCAACCUAAUUAUUUCAGUCACCACUACGAACGCAGGUGCGCGAUAUGUUACAAGCAGUACAGCGGAGCCUGCUUGGUUUGCAUGCGCUGCACAUACUGUCGCACUAUGCCAACGCUUUAGUAAAGAACACUGGAAUGCAAUGACAAAUAAAGAAAACGAAAAUAAG